Lactuca virosa is the source of this 1536-nucleotide messenger RNA. The record is from the annotation of a GenBank genome assembly. NCBI's taxonomy places the organism in Eukaryota, Viridiplantae, Streptophyta, Magnoliopsida, Asterales, Asteraceae.
GUCUGAUGACAUUACUUCUUUAUGUGGUUUGCAUUUGGCCUCUUCAGCUUCUUGAAUCCUUCAAUGGCGUCUUUUAAGUCGUCCCCAUCUUCAUCAUCGUCUGUACCAACUUUAAGAUGGACACAUGAUGCGUUCCUAAGCUUUAGAGGCGAAGAUACUCGCAACAACUUUAUAGAUCAUCUUUAUGCGGCUCUAGAUCAAAGAGGACUACAUGUGUUCAAAGACGAUAAGGCGCUUCAUAAAGGGAAAGCAAUCUCUCGAGACCUGCUGGAAGCCAUUAAAGAAUCGAGGUUUGCUGUGGUUGUUUUCUCUAAAAAUUAUGCCGGCUCCUCUUGGUGUUUGGAUGAGCUUGUGAAAAUCAUGGAAUGCAAAGAUCAAAUGGGACUGAUGGUGUUACCGGUGUUCUAUCACAUUGACCCAUCUGAUGUACGCCAACAGAAAAGAGACUUCGAUACUGCUUUUCAGCAACACGAUGACAAGUUUAGGGGAGAGAUGGAUCAAGUGAACAAGUGGAGGAAAGCUUUAGCUGCAGCUGCCAGUUUAUCAGGCUGGCAUGUCAAGGAAACAGGCAGUGGGGGCGAAUCAUCUGUCAUCACAGAGAUUGUUGCGGAGAUCUUAUAUGGUACAAAAUCUCAUGGCAUGGAGAAAAAGCUAAUUGGGAUAUUGGGAAUGGGAGGAAUUGGUAAGACAACUAUUGCCAAAGCUUUAUUUCGAAGAAUUGCCCAUAAUUUUGAGUGUAGUAGCUUUGUUAGAGAUGUUAGAGAAAAUAGUUCUAGUAAAAGAGAUAUAUGUGCCUUACAAGAAAGGGUUCUAAGUGAAAUUCUAAACACAAGUCAGCGGUUUUUUGUUAAUGAUCCUGAGGAUGGAGCCUACAUGAUACAUCAACGAUUUUGCAAAAAUAAGCGGCCUUCCUCUAGCCCUAGAAGUUUUUGGUGCAUUCUUCCAUGGAAGAGAGAUGUUUAUGAGAAAAAAGUAUUCCUAGACAUUGCAUGUUUUUUCAAGGGAAAAGACAAGGAACAUGUAAUGGGUUGGCAAAUAGUUCGUGAGAGAUUCCUGGAUAGCAGACUAUGGCAACUUGAACAAAUCCAUGAUUUGGCCAAGGGAAAGAAGAAUCCAGAAGCAAUUGAAGCCAUAAUGUUGAUGGACAAUGAAUACCUUGUCGAAGACUAUGAUGCAAAGUUGGGUUUAAGUGCUGAUGUUUUUGGACGCAUGAAAAAUCUUCGGCUACUUGAUAUUGAUGGGAAAUUCACUUCUACCCAACCUACAUUUCUUCCUGAUGAGUUGCGAUGGCUUCGUUGGAAUGAUUACCCAUUCUUGUUUCUGCCAUUGGGGGAUAUGUGUAAGCUUGUUGGGCUUAAAAUGGAACAUGGAUCAGACAUCAAACAUUUAUGGGAAGGCCGAAAGAUUCUACCAAACUUGAAAUUCAUUCACCUCGAAAGCUUGUGCAAACUCACAUCAUUUUCCAGAUGUCUCUGGGGCCCCAAAUAUCGAGAGGUUAACUUUGUCAAAAUGUUGGGGAUUGGAGGAGGUUCAUGA